GGUCGCCAGGUGGUUGUGGUGUUGGUCGGGGCAGGUGUAUGUGUUGGGGAGGACAGUGGAGGACCCCAGGGAUUUGCUCCCAGUCCCAAUCGUUAACUCUCUGGGGUCCUCAGGCGCAGCAGGGGAAACAGGCUUCUCCCGGACCGAAGAGAAGCCGUCCCUCUCUCCAACGUGCGCUUCUCCCCCAUCCCCCUUGGCGCGCUUCCGCCGGCCGCGCUCCCGGAUCGAGCGCGCGCCCCCGGCUCCCCCGCCCGCGCGCGAGGGGCGGGACCGGCUCGGCUACCCCGGCGCCGCCGCCUGCAGCCCCCUCCCCUCGCCUCGCCUCCUCGCCGCUGGCGGCCGCAGCAUCGCUCCGGCCCGGGCCCCACCCCAGGCGACCCUGCGAGGAGGAGCGGCGGGAGGCCGGAGCCAGAGGUGCAAGAUGGACAAGAGGGACAAGGUGAAGGCAGGGGGCGCCGCGCGGACACCAGCUGCUCGCCUUCCUGGACUUCUGACCCCCAGGCCUCCAGGCUCUCCUCGACCCCCUCCCCCAGUAACCCCCGCAGCCCUCCGAGUUCUGGGAGCUGCGGAAGCUGCGGGGCGAAGGCGUAUGGCAGAGAGAGCUGGGGGCACCGGCGGGGCCACUAUUCCCGAGUCUGCUCCCAGGGCGGGACCAACUCGGAGUGCUGGGACAAGUUCUCGGAACCCAGCCUCCAGACCCCCACCCCCUGGGAGGGGCGAUCGUGUUCCUCCUGCCAAGAACACCAGCCCAGGUCCUGUUUCUAGCCUAGGGCGUGCCAGUGGGACCACCAGGCCAGGCCCUCUUGGCCAGAAGGGACUCCGGACCCCAGCAGAGGAAACUGUGGCCAGAGGAAAAGCUACGGAGGCUCCCAAAAGGAGUGCCCUGAGCGCUGGGGCACGGAGAGACACUUCUGGGCCUACCCCAGGAACCCCCUCCCCGGCCAUGGCCCGUCGGUCCCGGGCUACGGGCACCGAGGUGGGGCUCCCCCGGCCAGCUCCGAGUGCCCGGCCGCGGCCCUCAACAGAGGGUCCCCGGAAAUCAGUGAGCAGCGCCUCGGAGCACAGCACCACCGAGCCAAGCCCCGCUGCCAGGAGGCGGCCCAGCGCCGGUGGGGGUCUCCAGAGGCCGGCCUCCCACCCCCUGAGCUCCAGCACCACCCCUCUCUCCUCCCCAGCCCGUUCUGGGCCUUCAGCCCGCGGAACACCCAGGGCUCCUGCGCAUCCCUCGCAGCCCAAGUCGAAAGGGCUCCAGGCCCUGCGUCACCCGCAGGCCACACCCUCAAAGAAGGACUCAGCCCCAGCACUGGGCCCUCUUUCUUCCUCUCAUUUGGCCACACCCUCUCCACCGGGUACCAAAGCGAGGCCCAUACCACCUCCCUGCAAUGCAGCCACUCCCCUGCCAGCGACGUUCCCUCCCUCUCCACCGGUCACUCCCCCUCCGCCAGCCCUGUUCCAAAGUCAGGCCCUGCCCACCCCGCCGGCCGCGCCCCACCCACAGAACCUUACCUACCUGCUGGCCACGCCCCUUCCUCUAGCCCCUCCUUCUCCCUCUGCUCCACCCUCUCUACAGACCCUCCCCUCUCCACCAGCCACGCCCCCCUCGCAAGCUCCACCCACAAAGCCGGUUACAUCCUUUCCAGAAGCAGGCGUGUCUCCCGUGGCCACAGGCGCUCUUGUGGCUCCAUUCUCGCCAUCAGUUUCAUCCCCUCUGCAGAGUAUGCCCCCCACCCAGGCUAAUCCAGCGUUGCCCUCUCUUCCGACUCUCCUCUCUCCCUUGGGCACACCUCCUUUGUUAGCCAUCUCUCCUCUACAAGGCCCUGUUUCUCCAGCAACAUCUCUGGGGAAUCCGGCCCCUAUCCUGGCCACAAUCCCUCGACCAGGCCUUUCUGCUCUGACCACGUCCCCUCCGCAGGCCAGUCCUUCCCCAUCGCCCCAGCUUCCCCAGGCCACGCCCCACACUCUGGCCACUAUUCCUCCGCAGAACUCUCCAUUUCUGGCCACACUGCCUCUGCAGGCCUCUCCCUCUCCUCUGACCACAGUCUCUCUGCAGGAUCCUCCUCUAGUUUCUCCCUCUCUUUUGGCCCCACUGCCUCUGUCGGCCCCGCCCUCACCCCUGGCCCCACCGUCUCUGACCACGCCCCUUAUGCAGGCUCCGCCCUCUCUCCAGACCAUUCACCCAAUACAGGUUCCACGUUCUCUGACCUCACUGUCUCUGCAGGCACCUUCCUCUCCAGGUUUGUCAUCUCUGCAGGCCACAACUUCUUUAGGCUCACCCCGUCUGCAGGCCGCACCUUUCCUGACGAUGUCCCCUAGUCAAACCCAACCUUCUUUGACCUCGCCUCCUCGGCUGGCCUCUACUCUUCCUGCUUCACCCCCUAUGCAGGCUCCAUCUUCUCUUGCCUCCCACCCUCCUCAGGCACCUCCCUCUUCCCUGAUCACGCCCAUUAUGGAGACCCAAUCUUCCCUAGCCCCGCCCUCUCUGCAGACAGCUUCUUCUUCCCUGUCCACACUCCAUCUGGAGAUUCCACCUUGUCCAGCUCCACUCCGUCUGCAAGCAACACCUUCCCCAUUGACCACGCCCCCUCCGGAGACUCCAUCUUCCAUAGUCCCGCCUCCUCCACAAGCCCCACCUGCUCUAGUCUCACCCCCUUUGGAGGGCCUGCCCUCUCCCCCUCUGUCCCCUUUGGCCACGCCCCCUCCACAGGCCCCACCUUCCCUGGCCUUGCCUCCUCUGCAGACCUCUCCCUUUCCCCCUGCCUCACCUCCUCUGUCUCCCUUGGCCACACCCUCUCCACAGGCCCCAACUGCUCUGGCCACGUUCCUUCUGCAGGCCCCUUCCUCUCUCCCUGCCUCACCCACAGUGUCUCCUUUGGCCAUGCCCCCUCCACAAACCCCACCCCCUUUGGCCGUAUUUCUGCAGGCCCCACCCUCUCCCCCUGUCUCUCCCACAGUGUCUCCUUUGGCCACGCCCCCUCGACAGGCCCCACCCCCUCUGGCCGCACCUUCUCUGCAGGUCCUGCCCUCUCCCCCUGCCUCACCUCCAAUGUCUCUUUUGGCCGCGCCUCCUCUGCAGGCUCUUCCCUCUCCCCCUACCUCACUCCCUGGGCAGGCCCCUUUCUCUCCCUCCGCCUCACCCACAAUGUCUCCUUUGGCCACGCCUCCUCCACAAGCCCCACCCACUAUACCCGCGCCCCUCCUGCAGGUCCCUCCCUCUCCGCCUUCCUCACCCACCCUGCUGGCCCCACGCCGUCCCCCAACCCCGGGUCCAGAUACCUCUGUCUCGGGUCCACGGCUGACCCUGGCGCUGGCCCCUGGCCCGCCGCCGCCGCCCUCGCGCAGCCCGUCCAGCACGCUGAGCGGCCCGGACCUUGCCGGCCACAGCAGCAGCGCCACGAGCACUCCGGAGGAGCUGCGUGGCUACGACAGCGGGCCCGAAGGCGGUGCUGCAGCCUCCCCGCCUCCCGACGCAGAGCUCGCCGCCUGCCACCCGGCCUCCUGGAGCCGAGGCCCCGCUCCACCGCUGGCGCUCCGCGGAGCCACAGGUGCGCAGCUGCCUUGGCCUCCCGCUGCCGGACCAGGCUCUGCUGAGGGUCUGUGCACCAUCUACGAGACUGAAGGGCCCGAGUCGGCGACCCCCGCCUCAGGCGCCCCGGAUCCGGGGCCCGCACCCGGGCCCAGCGCGGGCGGUGGGAAGGCGGCGGCAGGGACCGGGGCGGCGGCGUCCUCCCGGAGCCCGAAGCAGGCGCGCCUGGGCGAGCUGCCACUGGGGGCGCUGCAGGCGAGCGUCGUGCAGCACCUGCUGAGCCGGACGCUGCUUCUGGCGGCGGCCGAGGGUGCCGCUGGCGGCAGCGGCGGGGACCCAGGAGGCGCGGGUGGUGGUAGCGUCACGGGGAGCGCCCGAGCUGCACUCAGCGACGCGGAACUCGGCCGCUGGGCAGAACUGCUGUCUCCCCUGGACGAGUCCCGUGCCAGCAUCACCUCGGUCACAAGCUUCUCUCCGGACGAUGUGGCCUCCCCGCAGGGUGACUGGACCGUGGUGGAGGUGGAGACCUUCCACUGAGCCAGACCACAGCCCCGCCUGCUACAUCCCACCCCUGCUUUAGGAUCUGAUCCUCCGGCUACGCCUGUUUGUCUUAGACCCCGCCUCCACUGCCCUGGAGAAACGCUCGGUGGAUCGGUCUCAGCCCCCUAGAGCCUGAGUCUUUUGGCCCAAGCUCCACCCCUGCCUUUGGCCCCGGAGGCUUGAGACCUACCCACAGCUUUGACCCAGGCCCUCCUCUCGAGCUCCGCCCAUUUGGUCUAGGACACACCCCCUUCCCCGAGCCCCGCCCCGUGUCCCCUGUAUUGCCCAUCCCGCACAACCUGAGUUUGCAAUAAAACUGGGACACCGGGGCCUGCACACCUUCUCUGUUGCCUCGAGGGCCGGGGUUGGGGGCCUCCAGGGGUUGAGCGGCGCGGGAGACCAGGCCAGGCUUUCCUGUUCCUCCUUCCUGGGAACCGUAUGCCUCCUGCUGGUUUGAUCUUCAUGCUUUUCUCCCUGGAAGAGGUCCUGACACCACCUCCUCCAGGAAGCCUUCCCUGAUCUCCCUGCACAUUUGUCUAUUGAGCACUUACCACAUUAAUGCAAGCUCCCCCCUGCCCAGUGCUUGUCUUCUCUGCUCUACUAGAGACACCCUCAGAGCCAGGCACAGGGCAGAGCACCCCAGGACGCCCCUGGAAGUGUGAGCAGAAUGCAUGCAACUGGGUCCUGGGCUUCCUGAAGCCCAGCAGUUCAGCGUGCCUCUCUCCUUCAGGAGAGGCCCAAGUUGAUUCACCAAGGUGGGAAACCAGGCCCUGCCCCCAAACCGAAUGCCCUUCUGUCUUCUCCCACCCCCAUUCUAUGAGACUGUGAGGAGCUCAUCCCUUCCCUUGGCAUGGUUUUCUGUCCCAGGGCUGGGGACCCACCGCUGCUUGUGAUUCUCCUUCCAGCCCACAGGCCAGUCUGUGACUCUGUAAAUACACUUUAUUUUCCAUC
Molecule: messenger RNA, 5014 nt
Organism: Sapajus apella (tufted capuchin)
Lineage: Eukaryota; Metazoa; Chordata; Mammalia; Primates; Cebidae
Gene: PRR36
Product: proline rich 36
Exons: 7
Coding region: 422-4060 (1212 amino acids)
Source: RefSeq, a predicted model, not a curated record